UCCAUUUCUAAACUCGGAGAUCAUCCCUCUCCGUUUCUUUCAAUCUCUCCACGCGAUCUACGCAAUUUCUCUUAAGCUAACAUAAGAAGGAAAAUAUAUUAUUUUUGUUGAAUAAUCCAUCUAGAUUUAUAGGGUUUAUUUUAAAAUUUUCGUUAUGGUUUUUGCUUUUUAGCUGGCGGUUUAUUGGAUGAUAUAAAGCAAAGUUUUCGCUCUAUUUUCCUAAAUUUGUUAGUGGGUUGGAACUCAGAUUUGCGGAUGUGAUCUUAUAUAGCUUAUGGUGUUGGUUGUGAGGCUCAUACGUUGUUUCCCUGGAUGCAUACAUCAUAGGCUAAAUCCUAAUGACAUAGAUGGAGAUUACGUAACUGCUUCAGUUUGUAGUGAGAGCUCAGCUGAAAGUGAUGAUCCCACCGACUUGCAUCAUCGUAGUCUACGAGCAACUGAUUAUGACAAUGGGACUAGAACUGCUGCAAGCAGCCCUCCGAGCGUGAUGGUCAAGGAUCCAUCCUCUACGGUCAGCGAAAGUAACUCAAGAGAGGCUAGAAAACAGUCUAACAUUUCAGUUGGUAAUAAUAUCUCUCCGAAAACUCCUAAAAGAAGACCUUUAAGCAAUCAUGUGCCAAAUCUACAGAUCCCACGUCAUUGUGCUUUCAGCAGCGCUCCUGACAGCUACAUGUCGAGUCCUUCUAGAAGCCCAAUGAGAGCUUUUGGCACGGAGCAAGUAAUGAACUCUCCUUUCUGGGCAGGAAAGACUUAUACUGAUAUCACUUUGCUUGGAUCUGGCCAUUGCUCCAGUCCCGGAUCAGGUCAGAAUUCCGGGCAUAAUUCAAUGGGUGGGGAUAUGUCAGGACAGCUAUUUUGGCAACCAAGUAGGGGGAGCCCUGAGUAUUCUCCACUACCUAGUCCCAGGAUGACCAGUGCUGGUCCCAGUUCUAGAAUUCAUAGUGGUGCUGUGACUCCUACUCAUCCUAGAUCAGCAUGCACAGCUACUGAGUCGCAUACUGGUUGGCAUGAUGAUGGAAAACAACAAAGCCACAGGUUGCCCCUUCCUCCUUUAACAACUACCAUUUCUUCUCUUUUCUUGCUUUCAAAUUCAGCAGCAACGUCUCCCUCUGUGCCACGAAGUCCAGGAGGGGUGGAGAAUCUUUUAAACCCGGGGUCACGGUGGAAAAAAGGAAAGCUACUGGGUAGAGGCACAUUUGGUCAUGUUUAUGUUGGUUUUAACAGUGGUGAGAUGUGUGCAAUGAAAGAGGUUACCUUAUUUUCUGAUGAUGCCAAAUCAAAAGAAAGUACUAAGCAGUUGAUGCAGGAAAUUGCUUUAUUGAGCAGCUUAUGGCAUCCAAAUAUCGUUCAAUACUAUGGGUCUGAAAAGGUUGAUGACAAGCUUUACAUAUACCUUGAGUAUGUAUCUGGUGGGUCUAUUUAUAAAAUCCUCCAGGAGUAUGGGCAGCUUGGUGAACUAGCAAUUCGCAGUUACACUCAACAGAUCUUGUCUGGGCUUGCCUACCUACAUUCUAAGUCUACUGUCCAUAGAGAUAUUAAAGGAGCAAACAUACUGGUGGACCCUAAUGGCCGUGUUAAGUUGGCAGACUUUGGGAUGGCAAAGCAUAUUGCAGGGAAGUCGUGUCCACUUUCGUUUAAAGGAAGCCCUUACUGGCUGGCACCUGAGAUUAUAAGAAACCCUAGUGGUUGCAACCUUGCUGUGGAUAUAUGGAGUCUUGGAUGCACUGUUUUGGAAAUGGCUACAACAAAACCUCCUUGGAGUCAAUAUGAAGGGGUUGCGGCUAUGUUCAAGAUUGGAAAUAGCAAGGAACUUCCACCCAUUCCAGAUUACCUCUCUGAUGAAGGAAAAGAUUUUGUGCGCCAGUGUUUGCAACGCAACCCACAAAAUCGUCCUAAUGCAGUUCAGCUUUUAGGUCACCCAUUUAUAAAAUAUGCUGCACCUCUGGAAAGGCCUAUGCCAGAUGCUGAGUCUUCAGAUCCUACCCCUGGUGUGACAAAUGGGGUGAAAACUCUGGGCAUUGGACAAGCAAGGAAUUAUUCCUCCUUGGAGUCAGAGCAACUUGCAGUUCAUUCAUCCAGAUUUUCGAAACUGCACGCCAGUGAUAUCAAUAUUCCUAGGAAUGUAUCUUGCCCUGUUUCACCCAUAGGAAGCCCUCUUAUACAUUCAAGGUCACCGCAACAUUUAAAUGGAAGAAUGUCUCCUUCUCCCAUUUCUAGUCCCCGGACCACUUCAGGCUCAUCUACACCCUUGACAGGUGGCAUUGGUGCUAUUCCUUUUGGUCAUCUGAAACAAUCAUCUUACUUACAAGAGGGUUUUGGAAGCAUGCCAAAGCCCUCGAAUGGUCUUUUUGUCAGUGGCUCCUUCCAUCACGAUAAUAAUCCCGACAUUUUUCGAGGACUGCAAGCAGGUUCACAUAUCUUUUCUGAACUGGUGCCAUCAGAAACUGAUUCAGGAACUGGAAGAUUGGUUCAUGGGGAAUCUUAUGAUGGACAGUCUGUAUUAGCUGAUCGUGUUUCUCGACAGCUUCUGAAGGAUCAUGCAGCGAUGAGCCCAUCCUUGGAUCUAAGUCGCAGCUCUCCUUUACCUAACCGGAGUGUAAUUACCUAAGCACAACUUUGAAGAUUUGAUCAGAAUUUCUUUUAGAUCUUACGGGAUCUCAAUUCACAUUCAUUACUUUUACUUCUAAGGCAGCAAAUCGUUCAAUAUGAAACCAAAAACGAAAUUCGAGGAA
Hibiscus syriacus is the source of this 2732-nucleotide messenger RNA. RefSeq names its product mitogen-activated protein kinase kinase kinase YODA-like. The record is from RefSeq and is a predicted model, not a curated record. Gene Ontology annotation, biological process: protein phosphorylation. Gene Ontology annotation, molecular function: protein kinase activity; ATP binding. The transcript has 12 exons. NCBI's taxonomy places the organism in Eukaryota, Viridiplantae, Streptophyta, Magnoliopsida, Malvales, Malvaceae. Bases 275 to 2608 code for a protein of 777 amino acids.